AUGACACUAAUCGAGCAACAAGUAGUCAAAAAUUCUUGUUUUGAUCAUAAAUUUACUUCCGAUGUUCUUCAGGGAGUGAACUCGAGCAAAAAAAGUGAGACUUUGGAUGGAUUUCGAACAAAAUUUGUGCUUCCCUGCAUCGUUCCACGUUCAAAUGAGGCAAAUUUGGUCUUCAGUCGUGAUGAUUUUCGAAAUUUUCGGUAUUUGUUGUUCGAUGCGGUCGGAUUUAACAGUCGUGAAAUCUACAAAAAGCUACUUUUGGACUAUUAUUCGUCGUCAAGUCAUGUCUCGCUAACCACUUUACAAGAAAUUUUCGGCGUAAAAUCCAUCAAAACUCCUCGAAAAGUGAAGGAAUCUACACAAUUUGUCAAUAUUUUCAUCAAAACUGGGGAAUUUCCUCGUGACAAGGCUUUGUUCUUUGUCGUUUACUUAAAAUCUGAUCGUUCAACGAAGUUUUGCUCAAAAGUCGUGGAGACUCAUGCCUCAAAAACGGAAUGGAAUGAGCAUUUAUGCAUACCGAUUUAUGUCAAAAAAGACCUUAGAGAUGAACUUAUCAUCGAAGUUGGAAAUUUUCAUGAUUUUGCUUCAAAUCUUCUUAAAAAUUCACCAAAUUUGGAGCUUUUGAGCAACAAUGACACUUCAGAAAUACGAAAAUUGGUCCUUGAAACGUCUCUGAUGUCGAAAAAGUUGCUUUGUAAGUCGAAAUCCGUUGGAAAAGUCACCAUCGAUGAAGAGUUUUUGGGCGAUAGUCACGAUUUAGUGCUGAAAAUCAACGGAAAAUCCAUUUCUGGUGAACUUCAUUUGCAAAUUGAGGUCAGCGAUGGUCCCUCAAAGGACUUUCAAUCAAAAGAACAUGCAAUUGUGACUAAAUUAGGGCUCAUCCACGACCAAGAAAUCAACAAAGGAACAUUUAUCACGUCCUCAACUGAAGCAAUUCUCGACCAACAUCGCAAAAUUUGUCAUUUAACGUCUUUUGAGUCAACCCUUGUGCGAUGGAUUUGUCUUUCACAGCUCCAAAACGUCUUUAAAUUCGAUUAUUUGGUCUUGGAUAACGUCAUUCAGCAUAUUUUUCAGCAUUUAACGGACUCAGAGAUGCCAAUUUUGUACGUGGAGCCUUUUGGAAGUGCAACAAAAGUUAUUUUAGAAGGAAUUUUUGACAGAAUUCACGAAGUAAAAGCAGAUAAUCACGCAUUUAGUGUCUUAAAUUACGUUUUCGGCAUCAAACCGUGUGUCAAAAAGGAACAUUUUCACUCACCGAAAGGAAUUUUGAUGGAAAAUCUCGUUUCUGAGGAUCUACAGAAGAAAAUUGAAGAAGCAAUUGAAGGCGGGAUCGAUAUUUGGUGGCAACAUAACACAAAAGGAGUCGUUUUUGAGUGUCUUGAGGACAUGAUGAGGUUCCUGGAUGAGCUUUUCGAGUACCAAGAAGCUCUGUUACAAGCGUAUUCUGGAAUUUUCAAGCAAAAAUUGAACUUUGACUUGAAAAGUGUUUUGAAAAAAGUAAUUUUUCAUCAAAUUUCUGGAAAAAUUGAACCGAUUCUUGGAAAUUUCGCACAAAAACUUGAAUCUGAAAGCAAAAUUAUUGAAAAAAGUUUGAAUUUAUGUGAAAAUGUCAAGAAAUAUUACGAAAAUUUAGUGCAUUUGGUUGAUACAGACCUGAAGGAACGCGCAAAUUAUUUAUUCACAGUGCUAAAAAGACUUCACAGCAACUUUUUCUUCGUUUUUCAUCAAAUUUCAUCCAAAGCAAGUGAUUUUUGGGUCCUGGAAGCAACAUCAAAAGCGAUGACUUGCGUUGAACGAACUGUUGACUUGGAAAAUUUCACUUCAAUAGACGAAAAUGUUCGUUAUAGCUCGUCUUCUGUGGAUUUUUUGGGAAUUUUAGCUGAAUUUAGGAUUUUUUGGGAAGAUUUUUUGACCUUAAACGGAGGAUCUGAUGAAAUUAAUUCAAAAAUAUUGAAUUUUAUACAAAAAAUCGUUCAAUUGUUCAUCGAUUUGUCAUUGAAAAAGGUCAAAAAGUUGAGUGACGAGCAAUUUUUGGACAUUUGGAUCACUUUUUUGCACAACAUCAACCACAUUAGACAAGAAAUUCAUCAGAAUUUGCUUCCAACGGUCAUUAACAAGAAAGAAAAUUACAUCGAAGACAUCUUAAAAGAGCUUCAAGUCGAAAAAAUUUUCGCUACGGAACUGAUUUUGAACACUCAACACGAAAUGGGUAUCGAAAAAUCCAUUGAUGACUUCAAUUAUGACGAAUUAAGGACCAAAUAUGAGGAUUUUUGUUCAAUUCUUCACGAGGAAUUUCAUAACUCACCAAGUUUCGGUCAAAUUUUCGUUGAAAUCUGGUCAGAAUCGUUAAAAUUCUUCAACGACAUCCACGAAAAAGCAAUUCACGCUGGGGCUCAUAUUGAAUUUUACUGCAAGUUACACGAAACAAUAAAAUCCAUCUCGCAUAUUUGCUCAAAAAUGGUCGAUAACUCCUCAGUUGAGUUCAAUCUCGAUAGAAAUCUUGAGCGAAAAUUAUUUUUAAACUCAACAGAGUCAGAUGACUUGAUUGAACAAUACUACAUUGAACGUCACAAGCUUCAAAAUCUGGAAAAAACUAAAAGUUUUGGCACCUUAACGGUUUCUGUGACACGAAAAAAUGAAUUUUUGGAGAUAAAUAUCUUGAAUUUGAAGGAUCUCGUACCUGUUGAAUGGAAAACCAGCUGCGAUCCAUAUGUGAAAAUACGUUUCGUACCGUUGGAACACUUUAAAGAUGUUGGGAAAUAUCAUACGAAGGCAAAAUCGAAGACCACAUGUGCUCUUUUUGAUGAAAAAUUCGAAAUUCCAAUUUCUAAAAUCAACGUCAACGGAAGCAAUUUCAUCCAUUUCAUGAUCGUCGAAAAGGAAUUGAUGACAAAAAUUCACUUGGGAGACGCUUUUUUGCCUUUAAUUGACUAUUUAGACUUCAAUCCAGACUCAAAAAUGUCACAAAUUCAUCUGAAAUUAACAAAACCUGACGAAAGCUCAGAAAUCAUCAAAACCUUGGAAAAUCGCGAACAUCACGACAAAAUAGCAAAAGAUUUCUUGAAACAUUUGCGAUCUCAGAUGAACCACGGCAAGCUAGCGACUCUUCAACACCGAAUCUACGAACGCCAGCACUCGAUAUCGGAUUUUAUUCAUUCCCAUACUGCUCGAAACCAUCACAGCUGA
Molecule: messenger RNA, 3186 nt
Organism: Culicoides brevitarsis
Lineage: Eukaryota; Metazoa; Arthropoda; Insecta; Diptera; Ceratopogonidae
Product: protein unc-13 homolog 4B-like
Exons: 6
Coding region: 1-3186 (1061 amino acids)
Cellular component (GO): secretory vesicle
Source: RefSeq, a predicted model, not a curated record